GUGCUCUGUCGGCGUCAACUGUUGGUCUAUAAAAAUGCAAAACUUUCUGACCGACUUCACUGCAACGACAACUAUUCCUGCCAGUCAAAACAACUGCACAGCACUAAACGAUUUUCUGCAAAGGAGCAGGGUUUACAAUCCUGACACCAGCAGCUAAAGAUGGCUGGCCUGUGCUGGAUGGCUGUGCUGGGCAUGUUUCUGUCUGUUCAGAACAGUGUGACUGCUGUGAACCAAAAUGAACUCCCAAGACUUGUGGAACUACUUUUGAAAGCGUAUCAACCAACCUUCAAAGACAAACCUAUGAUGUUCUCAAUGGCUGUGAGCAUCCCCUACAACGAAAAAACAAAAAAAUAUGACCUUAAUGGAGUCACUGACAAAGGUGAAGCUGUGAGGAACACGAUUCAAAAGUGUGCAGUGUACACCAGCAAGCAGAUGGUUGCAGCCACUGUUCUGAAAUAUCAAGAUGUUCAAAAACUAUGUCCUGAUGAACCAGUGCAGUGGUUAGAGUUGCUGAAAGGCUGUCCCAAUACAGUUAAGACAUGGGCUCAGUUUAAGUCAGAUAAGAAUCUGUGCCCCGUAGCUGUUAGGACUAAAAACCUUGAGGACAUGAAAAAGAAAAAUGGCUUAGUGGAUCAUGCAGAGUAUCGUGUUCUCCAGCAUUUUGACACUAUAGUCAAAAAAGUUCCGACAAACGACUUGCUGUUGUUUUAUUCUUGGGGCUCUCCAUGCGAUGAUAAGUGUACCAAGGAGUCAUGUUGUUAUAACAUCCUCGACAAAAUAACUAAGAUUAAGGAUUGGAAGAGUUACGCUUUUGUGUUUUCUAAACCCUUCAAACCUGCACAAAGAAUGGACGAACAACAACUCAAGAACAACCUACGGGGUGGUCUUGAGAAGCUUGGAAGUAAAAUCAAUCUGCUUAACAUCUACCGCUGUGACAAAGAUAAUAAAGGUACAACCGUGUGUGCCAGCUGCUCCAGUAAUGGCCAAGUUUUAGAUUAUUGCAUCGAGGGGAAUCAAAGUGAAUGGAAAGUGCCUGACCCUAGGCUUGGUGGUGUAAGAAGAAACAGUAUUGGUGGUAGCUCAGAAUAACACCAGCCCUGGUCAGGUGCAAAUGGCAGACAGAAAAAAAUUAGUGCAAAAAAAUGUUGUUUUGGUGGAUGUGAAAGAGCAAGAAACAGAAGAGGAGAGUAAAUGAUAGGAUCUGAGGAAAUACAUUUCUGGUAAUUGGAUUCAAAAUGUUUUUAACCACAUUUCUUGAUUUGUGCUAUUGGAUUUCAACUGCUCUCCAAACAACAAAUGUAAGCAUCUGCUUCAUAUGCUUGCUUUCCAAAGGUUUUCGCUUUCCACUGUCUUCACUGUAAAAUAUUGUUUUUUAACACCACAUAUUUACAUCAGUUUUACUUAUAACCCUACAAAAUCAAUGGUUCGAUACAGUCCAGGCUUCAACUGAACAACAAACACACAUUAACAUCAUACAAUAAAUAUAAACUAUCAAAAACCACAGUAUAAUGGAGAGACAACUGUGUAUGCACAAAUCAUGUAAUGAUUAAAAUAACUGAUCAAAGAAAAAAGGGAGGACAAAUACAAUAAAUACAACUAUAUCUGGAAAACUAAUUACCAUUAAUUCUUUUAACAGAGGGCUUAAAGCAUGGCUAAAAGCAAACCAACAGUGCUUACAUGUAUAGACACAGACUAUUAUUCCUAUUUUUAUUAUUAUUAUUAUUAUUAUUAUUAUUAUUAUCAUUAUUAUUAUUAUUAUUGCGAUCAUGUAUUUUGCUUGUUUUAUUUCUUAUUGUUGAUUAUAUGCUGUGCAUUUUAGAAAAGCCACUUAUGGACUGGUGUUGAAAACUAGUACGUGUGCUAUGUACAUCCAAGCAAAGCAUCUGGUCUGUCCUUUGGAACACUCACAAUGUACUUGUGAUGUCCAUAUCAAAUAAAAUAAAUUUAAUAAGAAAAAAUAAAUAAAUAAAGCAGUCUUUUUAUUUUUAUGUUGUGAAAAUUUCUGAUAAAAAUAUAUUUGUCGUUUUUGACUUACAAGUUAUGUGUCCCUUGGUACUGUCAAUGUUAUCUGUUCUAGUGUAAUCAAACCGAAUGAUAUGUUUCUGCCAAUCUUUUGCAAUACAGCUUAACUGAGCAACCA
Molecule: messenger RNA, 2140 nt
Organism: Sphaeramia orbicularis (orbiculate cardinalfish)
Lineage: Eukaryota; Metazoa; Chordata; Actinopteri; Kurtiformes; Apogonidae
Exons: 5
Coding region: 160-1089 (309 amino acids)
Source: RefSeq, a predicted model, not a curated record